CGGGGAGCGCGCAGGCGGCGGCAGCUGGAAGGCCGGGUACCCGGGCUGGCCGCUGCGGUGGGGCUGGGCUGAUGGCGGCGACGGCGGUGGCGGCGGGGACGGGGGCGACGGCGGGGACCGAGUCGUCCGGGGGACCCCCGGGGCCGGCGGCGGCGCUGGAACUGUGGCUCAACAAAGCCACAGACCCAAGCGUGGCACAACAGAAUUGGUCAGCUAUCCAGAACUUCUGUGAGCAGGUGAACACUGACCCUAAUGGUUCCACACAUGCACCUUGGCUGCUGGCCCACAAGAUCCAGUCUCCACAGGAGAAGGAAGCGCUGUAUGCCUUAACGGUGCUGGAGAUGUGCAUGAACUACUGUGGAGAGAAGUUCCACCGCGAGGUGGCCAAGUUCCGCUUCCUCAAUGAGCUGAUCAAGGUGUUGUCCCCAAAGUACCUGGGGUCCUGGGCCACAGAAAAGGUUAAAGGAAGAGUCAUCGAAAUUCUCUUUAGUUGGACAGUCUGGUUUCCAGAAGAUAUCAAGAUCCGAGAUGCUUAUCAGAUGCUCAAGAAACAAGGGAUCAUCAAGCAGGAUCCUAAACUGCCGGUGGAUAAAAUUUUACCCCCACCUUCUCCUUGGCCCAAGAGCUCCAUCUUCGAUGAUGAUGAGGAGAAGUCAAAGCUCCUGACCAGGCUGCUCAAGAGCAGCCAUCCCGAGGACCUGCAGGCGGCCAACCGGCUCAUCAAGAACUUGGUCAAAGAGGAGCAGGAGAAAUCGGAGAAGGUGUCCCGGAGAGUGAGUGCGGUGGAGGAAGUGCGAAGCCACGUGAAGGUGCUGCAGGAAAUGCUGAGCGUGUACCGCAGGCCGGGGCAGGCGCCGCCAGACCAGGAGGCCCUGCAGGUGGUGUAUGAACGGUGUGAGAAGCUGCGGCCCACGUUGUUCCGGCUGGCUAGCGACACCACAGAUGACGAUGACGCACUCGCGGAGAUCCUGCAGGCAAAUGAUCUGCUCACACAGGGAGUCCUGCUCUACAAGCAGGUGAUGGAAGGCCGUGUCACCUUUGGGAACACAGCGUCCAACUCACUGGGGGACAUACCUGUCUCCAGAGUCUUCCAGAACCCAACUGGCUGCAUGAAGAACUGCCCCCUGAUUGACCUGGAGGUGGACAGUGCGACUGAGCAGGCUGAAACUGUGGGGCCAUCUUUGCUUCAUCAGGACCUGGAGGCUUUAGGGAUCGGUGACCCCCCUGUUGGAAGCAAGGUCCCUGGCCAGCACGCCUCUAAGGAAAAGCAGAAUCCCACUGGUGGCGGUGCUCAGAACCCUUCUACGGACAGGAACCUGCUGGAUCUGCUCUCGGCCCAGCCGUCUCCGGGCCCACUGAAUUAUGUUCCACAAAAAACUAUUCCCAAAGAAGUUCCACCCGGCACUAAGUCUUCGCCAGGUUGGUCCUGGGAAGCCGGCCCAUUGGCUUCUUCCCCAGCCUCGCAGAAUACACCUCUGGCUCAAGUGUUUGUCCCGCUGGAGUCGGUCAAGCCCAGUAACCUGCCUCCUAUUAUCGUGUAUGACCGGAAUGGAUUCAGAAUUCUGCUCCACUUCUCACAGACGGGGGUCCCGGGCCACCCAGAGGUGCAGGUGUUGCUGUUGACCAUGAUGAGCACUGCCACCCAGCCUGUGUGGGACAUCAUGUUUCAGGUGGCUGUGCCAAAGUCGAUGAGAGUGAAGCUGCAGCCAGCAUCCAGCUCCAAGCUGCCUGCGUUCAGUCCCUUGACACCUCCAGCGGUGAUUUCUCAGAUGCUGCUGCUCGACAAUCCACACAAAGAACCCAUCCGAUUACGAUAUAAGUUGACAUUCAACCAAGGUGGACAGCCUUUCAGCGAAGUAGGAGAAGUAAAAGACUUCCCCGACCUGGCUGUCUUGGGUGCAGCCUAAGUGCUCACAGGAUGGACCCUUCAAGUCAAGCUUAGGCCAAGGUUACCUUUGCUCCUGAGUCUAGACAGGACUCGUCACAGUGAUUUAGUGCAGAGUGCCAAGAGUUCUUUCCUGAUGUCAGGCUCUGAAUGCCAACUUCUGGCUUAGUUCUGCAGAUACUCUGUGUGUGUGUGUGUGUGUGUGUUGUGGGGGGUCUGGGGAGGGCAGAGCAGGGCUUGGGAUGUGGGCAGUGUGGGAAAUGCCAAAGCAUUUCUGACCAUCAUCUCUGCUGUCAUCAUAUCUGCGCAUGUUCCUGGACACCGCUUCCCUGCCUCAGCUGGGAGGCUUUAUGAGCCAAAGUUUCUCUCCGUGUUAUCGUCACCUUUUCAUUCAUCCACUGUGUGCCUUGUCAGCCUCUGAAAGUCUUGUUGCUCCCAGGCUGCUGUUCUCAGGGACCUUCCAAGGGACCUGGUUGGUCUCAGGGCAGAGAGCAACCCCCCUUCCUGGGGCACUCUUUGCCAAGACAGACUUCGUCUCCACUUCCAUCCACGGUUGCUGCUGCUUGUGUGUAUUCUAGAAGAUCUCGAUGGCAAGCUUGCUGCACUGUGUCUGGGCGAAGGGCUGCCUGCGAGCCCAGAGGACCACGCUGGGUGGGCCAAUCAUGCCCUUUACCACUGUGCCUUAGAAUCCCCUCUUGAGGGACACCCCUGGGGCGGAGGGGAGAGCAGCUCCUGGACCUGCCUCAGGUUUCCGUGGGAUGGGCAGCCUUUCUGGGCCCUGCCGCAGGACCCCCCUCCCUGCUCCUACUUUUUGUCCGUAAGCAUUUCUUCUGAGCUCUUUGUGCCAUCGUGUCAAGUCAGUCAUUAUAAAUCACAGCCAACAAGCUAGCCCUGGCUGUGGCCUUCCCAACCCCAGUUGGGGAACCGUGAUGCUGAGAGGUAAGGAAACCUAGCAAGGAUCUAGGUGGCCACUAUAUACACAGGAAGUCGCUGAAUAAACAUCGUGUAGCCAA
Molecule: messenger RNA, 2898 nt
Organism: Ochotona princeps (American pika)
Lineage: Eukaryota; Metazoa; Chordata; Mammalia; Lagomorpha; Ochotonidae
Gene: GGA2
Product: golgi associated, gamma adaptin ear containing, ARF binding protein 2
Exons: 17
Coding region: 72-1907 (611 amino acids)
Biological process (GO): intracellular protein transport; vesicle-mediated transport
Cellular component (GO): trans-Golgi network
Molecular function (GO): small GTPase binding; ubiquitin binding; phosphatidylinositol binding
Source: RefSeq, a predicted model, not a curated record